CAAACCUGAGCUAGCUAGCGAGGGACCGUAGCCUCUCGCUGCGCUGGCUCACGCGCGCCACGAUAAUCUCAUUGGGCGUCCAGGCCGCCGCGCCGCGCCGUGGCGCCUUGUGCUUCUAUAUAGCUAGCCGUCGACCUGUCUCUUCUCGAUCGAGGUGAAUCAGGGAGAGAAUGAGAGAUUAGUAAAUCCGGCUAUCUACUAGGUAGCAAGCGGGGGCCUGCAGUGCAGGCUAGGCGGCGGCGGCGCGGCGACGAUGAGGAAGGAGGAGGAACUCGAGUCGCGGCUGCUAUCCGACGUCGAGCCGGCGCCGGCGGACUCGGAGGGCAGCGCGUACGCGGUCGUCUGCGCCCUCCUCGCCUCCCUCACCUCCAUCAUCUUCGGCUACAACCGCGGCGUGAUGAGCGGGGCGCAGAAGUUCGUGCAGGAGGACAUGGGCGUCACUGACGGGCAGCUGGAGGUGCUCAUCGGCGCCACCAACAUCUACUCCCUCGUCGGCUCCGUGGCGGCGGGGUGGACCUGCGACCGCGUGGGCCGGCGCCGCGCCGUCGCCCUCUCCGCGGCCAUGUUCCUGGCGGGCUCCGCCGUCACCGCGGCAGCCAACGGGUACGCCGCGCUCAUGGCGGGGCAGCUCGUCGCCGGCGUCGCCUGCGGGUUCGGACUCGUCGUCGCGCCCGUCUACAUCGCCGAGAUCGCGCCGGCGAGGUCGCGAGGGUUCCUCUCCUGCAUCCCAGAGAUCGCCAUCAACUCGGGCAUCCUUCUCAGCUACAUCGCCGACUUCGCGCUCGCCGACCUCCCCACCACGCUCAGCUGGCGCCUCAUGAUCGGCAUCGGCGCCGUCCCGCCGCUGUUCCUCGCGGCCGCCGCGGUGUUUGCCAUGCCGGAGACCCCGCGCUGGCUGGUCCUCCACGGCCGCACCGACGAGGCCCGGCGCGUGCUGGCGCGCAUCUCGGGGGAUGCCGACCGCCGGCUCCAGGAGAUCGUAGCCUCCGUCCGGGAGGCGUCGCCCAAGAGCGCCGGCGAGUCGCCGCCGGGCGUGUGGCGCGAGAUCCUGGUCCACCCCGCGCCGGCCGUGCGCCGCGUGAUGGUGGCCAUCCUCGGCCUGCAUGUGUUCCAGCAGGCGAGCGGCGUGGGGGCGAUGGUCCUGUACGCGCCGCGGGUGUUCAGCCACGCCGGCAUCACCUCCGACCGCGCGGUGCUCGGCGCCACGGUCCUCCUCGGCACCGUCAAGACGGUGGCCAUCGUGGUCCCGCUCUUCCUCGCCGACAGCCUCGGCCGCCGGCCGAUGCUGCUCGCCAGCGCGGGGGGCAUGGCCGCGUCGCUCCUGGUCCUCGGGAUCUCGGUGCGCGCGGUGGCCACGUGGUGGGCGGCGGCGGCGUGCGUGGCGGCGGCGUCGGCGUUCAUGGCGAUGUACUCGCUGGGGUUCGGGCCGGUGAUCUGGAUAUACGCGUCGGAGGUCCUGCCGCUGCGGCUGCGCGCGCAGGGCACCGGCAUCGGGACGGCGCUGAAUCGUGUGAUGAGCGCGUUGGUGGGCAUGACCUUCAUCUCCAUGUACGAGGCGGUCGGCAUGGCCGAGACCUUCUACAUCUUCGCGGCGCUCUCGGCGGCGGCGUGGGUGUUCGUCUACGCGUUCCUGCCGGAGACCAAAGGGAGGAGCCUCGAGGAGAUGGAGUCGCUCUUCGACACCGCCGUUGCCAACAAGCCCUCGCCACGGGCGACGCUCUCGUGAUCCGGACAGAGGCAGCGAUUAUGCGUCGUUGAACGCAAGGUUUUUAGGGGUUUGCUAGUACAAUUAUUAUUACUAGUAGUACAGUAUUUUGUUUCGUUGGUGUGUAAUUUUAUUUGCAAAUUUUGAUUUGAACGACGUACUGGUUCUUAAUUAGGAGUGUGCAUAUGCUCAGGGGCGGAGCCAGGAUUGAAACAUAGAGGAGGCCAAUUUACUAAUGCCGACAAUUAGAAAGAGCCACACCUUACUAAUGAGCAAUAUUAUCAUGAGCAAUAUUAUCAAUGAGAUUAAGA
Panicum virgatum (switchgrass) is the source of this 2016-nucleotide messenger RNA. RefSeq names its product putative polyol transporter 1. The transcript has 3 exons. The record is from RefSeq and is a predicted model, not a curated record. Gene Ontology annotation, molecular function: carbohydrate transmembrane transporter activity. Lineage: Eukaryota; Viridiplantae; Streptophyta; Magnoliopsida; Poales; Poaceae. Gene Ontology annotation, cellular component: membrane. The coding region runs from base 254 to 1726 and encodes 490 amino acids. Gene Ontology annotation, biological process: transmembrane transport.